Striga hermonthica is the source of this 1440-nucleotide messenger RNA. Lineage: Eukaryota; Viridiplantae; Streptophyta; Magnoliopsida; Lamiales; Orobanchaceae. The record is from the annotation of a GenBank genome assembly.
AUGGACCCAAACUCAAUUCCCGGCGGGAUUUACUCCGCCGUCCAGUCCGGCGGCAUGUUGGGCCUUGAAAUGUCGAUCCACCAGCCACCACCGCCGCCGAGGCAAAACCCCCCAACGUCUCAUCUCCUCCCCAACACACACCACCACCAGAUCCUCAACUACGCCCAGCCCGACGAGAGCUACCUCCCGCCGGCCCACCAGCCCACCAAGCAGGCCCACCAAUUCCCCUCCAAGCCCAAAGCCCAGACCCUCACCCUCAGCGACGACGAAGACCCGGCGUUCACGGCCGAGACUACCAGCGCCGACGACGGCCGGAAGAAAGUAGCCUCCCCGUGGCAGCGGAUGAAGUGGACCGACAACAUGGUCCGCCUCCUCAUCAUGAUCGUUUUCUACAUCGGCGACGAGGUCGUCUCGGAAGCCGCGGCGGCCGCAGCCGCCAACACCAACACCGCAGCAGUCGCCGCCGAUAAGAAAAAGGGGGCCUUGCAGAAAAAGGGUAAAUGGAAGUCGGUCUCACGCGCCAUGAUGGAGCGUGGCUUCUACGUGUCCCCCCAGCAGUGCGAGGACAAGUUCAACGACCUCAACAAGCGGUACAAGCGCGUCAACGACAUCCUCGGAAAAGGGGUCUCUUGCCGGGUCGUCGAAAACCAGAGCCUGCUCGACUCGAUGGACCACGUGUCCCCCAAGAUGAAGGACGAGGUCCGAAAACUCCUCAAUUCAAAGCAUCUCUUCUUCCGGGAGAUGUGCGCCUACCACAACAGCUGCGCCGGAGCGGGAGGCGGUGGCCCUGCAGCCGAGCCGCCGCCGCCGCCUCCUCCGGCGACUGCCGCUCAGCCCCAGAAGUGUCUGCACUCGACAAGUGGCGGCGAGAACAUCAACAACAAUAAUAGCGUUGGCUUAGUUGUGCCUAAUUUGAAUAGAGCAGAGAAUGAAGGGACUAAAUUAUCCACUAGCAGUGAGGACGACGAUGAUGACGUGGACGACGAUGACGUGGACGAUGAUGGUGACGAGGACGAUGAUGAAAAUUUGUCGGAUAACAGGAGGCGGUCGUCGAGGAAGAUGCCGAGGAGGGAGAACGGGUGGACCCGCCAGUUGGACUCUGAGCUGGCGAGCGUGCUGGAGGACGGUGGCAAGAGCCGGGCGGAGAAGAGGCAGGUUUUGAAAGCGAGGAUGGCUCGGCUGGAGGAGGAGAGAGUGGGGAUACAGACGAGGGCGUUUGAGAUCGAGAAGCGGCGGCUCAAGUGGCUGAGAUACAGUGGGAAUAAGGAGAGGGAGAUGGAGAAAGAGAGGCUGACGAACGAGCGGCUGAGGCUGGAGAACGAGCGGAUGUUGCUGGUGAUCAGGCAGAAGGAGCUCGACUUGCUCGAACAGCAUUCGCAUUUGCAGCAGCAGUAUUCGUCUACUAAUAGGAAGAGCGACCCGUCUUCGGUUACUGGAUAA